This is a messenger RNA of Anneissia japonica, 3476 nucleotides long. RefSeq names its product ruvB-like 2. The record is from RefSeq and is a predicted model, not a curated record. Lineage: Eukaryota; Metazoa; Echinodermata; Crinoidea; Comatulida; Comatulidae. The transcript is spliced from 14 exons. Gene Ontology annotation, cellular component: Swr1 complex; NuA4 histone acetyltransferase complex; R2TP complex. Gene Ontology annotation, molecular function: DNA helicase activity; ATP binding; ATP hydrolysis activity. Gene Ontology annotation, biological process: chromatin remodeling; box C/D snoRNP assembly; regulation of transcription by RNA polymerase II. Bases 25 to 1416 code for a protein of 463 amino acids.
GCAAUAACUGGCACAAAACUCAAAAUGGCAGCGUCGAACACGGCACAGAAAGUUCAAGAGGUUCGUGAGGUAACACGUAUUGAGAGGAUUGGUGCUCACUCUCACAUACGAGGGUUAGGUUUGGAUGAUGCCUUGGAACCCAGAGCUGUCUCUCAGGGCAUGGUGGGGCAAGUGGCAGCUCGAAGAGCAGCUGGUGUAGUGCUGGAAAUGAUCAAGGAAGGCAAGAUAGCUGGAAGAGCUGUGUUAAUUGCUGGGCAGCCAGGGACAGGCAAGACUGCUAUUGCAAUGGGUAUGGCCCAAGCCCUCGGCCAAGAUACACCCUUUACAGCGAUGGCUGGUAGUGAAAUAUACUCACUCGAGAUGAGCAAGACAGAGGCUCUCACUCAGGCCUUUAGGAGGUCAAUCGGUGUUCGAAUAAAGGAGGAAACAGAGAUUAUAGAAGGUGAAGUUGUUGAAAUCCAGAUAGAUAGACCAGCCACAGGAACGGGUGCUAAAGUUGGCAAGCUAACAUUGAAAACAACAGAGAUGGAGACCAUAUAUGAUCUUGGUACAAAAAUGAUUGAAUCCCUCACAAAGGAGAAAGUGCAAGCUGGAGACAUUAUCACAAUCGAUAAAGCUACAGGAAAAAUUACCAAACUAGGCCGAAGUUUCACCCGUGCCCGUGACUAUGAUGCAAUGGGGCCUCAGACUAAGUUUGUUCAGUGUCCUGAAGGGGAGCUGCAGAAGAGAAAGGAGGUCGUUCACACCGUCACGUUACACGAAAUUGAUGUUAUUAAUAGUCGUACACAGGGAUUUCUCGCCCUGUUUUCAGGCGACACUGGCGAAAUUAAACCUGAAGUUAGGGAGCAGAUCAAUGCUAAAGUUGCUGAAUGGAGAGAAGAAGGAAAGGCAGACAUAGUUCCGGGGGUAUUGUUUGUAGAUGAAGUGCAUAUGCUUGAUAUUGAGUGUUUCUCUUUUCUGAACCGAGCCUUGGAAAGUGACAUGGCACCGAUUCUCAUCAUGGCCACCAACAGAGGAAUCACAAGGAUUCGUGGCACAAACCAUCAAAGUCCACAUGGAAUUCCUAUUGAUUUGCUGGACCGUCUACUCAUUGUUUCCACCAGUCCAUAUUCAGAGAAAGAACUCCAACAGAUCAUUAAAAUCAGGUGUGAGGAAGAAGAUGUAGAGAUGUCUGAUGAUGCUAUUACUGUUUUAACUCGUAUUGGAAUGGAAACGUCAUUACGUUACGCAAUUCAGUUGAUCACAGCAUCCAGUCUGGUUUGCCGGAAACGGAAGGGCACAGAAAUUGCCAUUGAGGAUAUAAAGCGGGUCUACUCACUGUUCCUGGAUGUGUCGCGAUCCACUCAAUUCCUCAAGGAAUACCAACAGGAAUUCAUGUUCAGUGAAGUUUCAGAUAAAGAAAUGGAAAUAUCCUGAUUGCUUUGUGACAUCAUCUACUGAGAACAUUCCUUAUAUAAAAGGUUAUCACACAAUAUUUACCUAGCCUCUGAUGAUCCAGGCGUUUUUUUCUGUUUAUCUAUGUCAACCCACACCUCUGUUGAUCUAGGCCUUGUUUUUUAUAUACUCAGUUACCUCAUGUUUUUUUGCUAAGCUCAUCAUGUCUUACCUUUGGUCAUACUGUAAAUUAAUAACUUAUUAUUAUUACAUAAAUAUUAAACUAAAUAGAGACAAGCUAAAACAAUUAUGAGCUUAUGGCUAUCCUUUUGACUCCUAGUUUCUGUCUGGUUUGUAUGCAAAUGAUGUUGUAGUCAAAAUGGAACAUGGGCUAGCAUUUUAGAAUGGUGCGUAUUCAUUUUAAAAAAUUGUGAAUGCUUGACAAAUUGAAUGCAUUAAUAAGUUGACUAAACAUAAAUAAAUAAACUAAUUUUGAGGAAGGUGAUUUAUAGGUUAUUACUGGUAGAUAAUAGACAAGUUAAUGUAUCAAUUUCUAUUUCUUACUUCAAGCAACUAUAAAAACAUUUAUACUUUCUAAUAUGUUUUGAACCCGUUUCUUGAAUCUAGCAUUUUACUGACUUAAGUAGUCAGUAACUUGGAGAAUCUGUUCUCUAACAUGUUGCGGCAUGUUGAAACAUGAAAAAAUUCUUGUAAGUAAACCAAAGAAUAUAUGUACUGUUUGGGAUGUUUCGAUCUGUUGUCAAUAAACACAUUCUGUGAGUUUUGUUUACAGCCGGUCCCUGUGACAUAUAGUGGGUAUCACUAUGCAGAAUUUACAAUGCGAUCAGUGUUAAAGUAUAGGAAAGGGUACUAUUAUGGUUUCGAAAACAUUUGCCCACCAUUAACAUGAGAAAUAAAUGGCAAGGAAAGGCACUGCGAUUGUUCAAAAUAUAGUGCAAAUUAAUUCAUUCUAGCGUUCAAUGUGCUUUGUAUGCUUUUGAAUUUAUGUGAUUUCUUGUAAACCUAAGCUAGAAAUCGUAGCGUGUCAAAAUCACAGUUGCGGGUCAGAUGCUUGUGCAUACCUAAACAGGACGUAUAUACUCAGGAACCUAGGCUUAGCAAUUUCUCAAAAAAAUCAAAGUUUGGGGCCAGUAUCUUUUGGAUGAUUAGCAAACCAUUAUGGCAAAACUCUAAAUCUCAAUUUCCAAUCAAUUUGGUAUAGUUAAUGGCAUUCCAACCAACGUUAUUCAACAGCUUAGCUCAGUUGGCUAAUCUUGUGGUAGCCACUGUGUGUGCGCUGAACCAUGGAGAUCUCUAGGUCCCCGGUUCAAUUCCCAUCGUUGCUCUCCUUGUGUUUCAGCUGGAGGUCUGAAAUACAAGUUACAAUAACACACGGUCUUUCGGAUGAGACAUCCAAGCUGUUGGUCCCACAUGCAUUUAUGGCCCAUGUGCACGUUAAUAACGCAGUACACUCUUCAGAAAAGAGUAGGGGAUUGUCUCCCGGUGUAUUGCCCAAUCACCACCAGAAGGACCCCACUGGAAAUAAGUCUUCUUCUAAACUUUAGUUGGCUAUCCUUGGUGUUUACACCGAAUAAAUCCAAUCCAAUCAAAUAUAUGCUUUACAGCGCACUCAGAAGAAGCCAUACGUUUUGCUAUUACCUAGCGUCGCUCCUGCUGCUUGUUUACAAUUGAUACCCAUUAUAUGUCACAUGACCAACCUAGUGGAAUGUGUCUAUUGACUUUCAUCAGACAGUAACUGGUUUGUUGGUUGCUAAUUUUUGGUUUGCUACUACAAGAAUAUACCGUGUCUCAUACAUCACAAUAAUCAGAUGAAACUAUUUGAUCUGCCUGAAUAUAGUUUUGAUGACAUCACAUAAUGACCAUAAUAUAGGUGCAUCAUGACUAUAUAUAGACAUACAACAGUUUUUUGUUGAAAAAAAAUAUGAGUCUUAACAAUUAAAUGGGCACUGGAUAUUGAAUUUCUAAUCCACCUUUCGGAAGGCAGUGGAUGUGCACAUUUUUGUGCUUGUGUACUUUGUUGAUAUUUUGAUGUGUUCACCUGAAGAUGAUAUAAAUACAAACUGAUUUUGUACAAAUUUGAA